This is a messenger RNA of Balaenoptera acutorostrata (minke whale), 7952 nucleotides long. RefSeq names its product cleavage and polyadenylation specific factor 6 (gene CPSF6). The transcript has 11 exons. The record is from RefSeq and is a predicted model, not a curated record. NCBI's taxonomy places the organism in Eukaryota, Metazoa, Chordata, Mammalia, Artiodactyla, Balaenopteridae. Gene Ontology annotation, molecular function: mRNA binding. Gene Ontology annotation, cellular component: mRNA cleavage and polyadenylation specificity factor complex. Gene Ontology annotation, biological process: mRNA alternative polyadenylation. Bases 95 to 1864 code for a protein of 589 amino acids.
AGCGCGCCCCGCCCCCGCCGCUAGAUCCGCUGCUGCUGCCGCGGCGGGCGGACUUGCAGGAGGUAGCGGCGGCGGCGGCCGAGGCCGAGGGAAGAUGGCGGACGGUGUGGACCACAUAGACAUUUACGCGGAUGUGGGCGAAGAGUUCAACCAGGAAGCUGAAUAUGGUGGGCAUGAUCAGAUAGAUUUGUAUGAUGAUGUCAUCUCUCCAUCUGCAAAUAAUGGAGAUGCCCCAGAAGAUCGGGAUUACAUGGAUACUCUCCCACCAACUGUUGGUGAUGAUGUGGGUAAAGGAGCAGCACCAAAUGUUGUCUAUACGUAUACUGGAAAGAGAAUUGCAUUAUAUAUUGGAAAUCUAACAUGGUGGACAACAGAUGAAGACUUAACUGAAGCAGUUCAUUCUUUGGGAGUAAAUGAUAUUUUGGAGAUAAAAUUUUUUGAAAAUCGGGCAAAUGGCCAGUCAAAGGGGUUUGCCCUUGUUGGUGUUGGAUCUGAAGCAUCCUCAAAAAAGUUAAUGGAUCUGUUGCCUAAAAGAGAACUUCAUGGUCAGAAUCCUGUUGUAACUCCAUGCAAUAAACAGUUCCUGAGUCAAUUUGAAAUGCAGUCCAGGAAAACUACACAGUCAGGACAAAUGUCUGGGGAAGGUAAAGCUGGUCCUCCGGGAGGCAGUUCACGUGCAGCCUUUCCACAAGGUGGUAGAGGACGGGCCCGUUUUCCAGGGGCUGUUCCUGGUGGGGACAGAUUUCCUGGGCCAGCAGGACCAGGAGGGCCACCUCCACCUUUUCCAGGAAAUUUGAUCAAGCAUCUUGUUAAAGGAACUCGGCCUUUGUUCCUGGAAACUAGGAUUCCAUGGCAUAUGGGGCACAGCAUAGAGGAAAUACCCAUUUUUGGCCUAAAAGCUGGACAGACUCCACCACGUCCACCCUUAGGUCCUCCAGGACCACCCGGUCCACCAGGUCCUCCACCUCCUGGUCAGGUUCUGCCUCCUCCUUUAGCUGGGCCUCCUAAUCGAGGAGAUCGCCCUCCACCACCAGUUCUUUUUCCUGGACAACCUUUUGGGCAGCCUCCAUUGGGUCCGCUUCCUCCUGGUCCUCCACCUCCAGUUCCAGGCUACGGCCCCCCUCCUGGUCCACCACCUCCACAACAAGGACCACCUCCACCUCCAGGCCCCUUUCCACCUCGCCCACCUGGCCCUCUUGGGCCACCCCUUACACUCGCUCCUCCGCCGCAUCUUCCUGGACCACCUCCAGGUGCCCCACCACCAGCUCCACAUGUGAACCCCGCUUUCUUUCCUCCACCAACUAACAGCGGCAUGCCUACAUCAGAUAGCCGGGGUCCACCACCAACGGACCCAUAUGGCCGGCCUCCACCAUAUGAUAGGGGUGACUAUGGGCCUCCUGGAAGGGAAAUGGAUACUGCAAGAACACCAUUGAGUGAAGCUGAGUUUGAAGAAAUCAUGAAUAGAAACAGGGCAAUCUCAAGCAGUGCUAUUUCAAGAGCUGUGUCUGAUGCCAGUGCUGGUGAUUAUGGGAGUGCUAUUGAGACAUUGGUAACUGCAAUUUCUUUAAUUAAACAAUCCAAAGUAUCUGCUGAUGAUCGUUGCAAAGUUCUUAUUAGCUCUUUGCAAGAUUGCCUUCAUGGAAUUGAAUCCAAGUCUUACGGUUCUGGAUCAAGAAGACGUGAACGAUCAAGAGAAAGGGAUCAUAGUAGAUCACGAGAAAAGAGUCGGCGUCAUAAAUCCCGCAGUAGAGAUCGUCAUGAUGAUUAUUACAGAGAGAGAAGCAGAGAACGAGAGAGACACCGGGACCGGGACCGGGACCGUGAUCGAGAGCGCGACCGAGAGCGCGAGUAUCGUCAUCGUUAGAAGAAAAGACACUUUUCCUGCCAUCUGGGUUUUGUUUUUAAAAGAAAAGAAACAGUAUUCUUUAAUUUGCAAAGAAGAUAAGAAAGUUACUCAAUUAAAAUGGAUUCAGGGUAUUCCAUAUAGAGAAUUUUAAAUUGUAUCAAAUCAUACAUCCCAGGUUAGAAUAACCUUGAAAUAAUUUUCUUUGAUGUUUCAUUCAUAAACCAUAAUCAUUGUCUUUUAUUUCUGUAUUUUAAAACUAUUGUGUACAUUUUUCAUAAAGCGGGAAGAGUUGUCUGUUUAUACUUCAUUUUCACGUGUAAUUUUAUUUUUAUAUUUGUGAACAGCGUUUAUUCAUGUGAAAAGUGGGGAGAGGGCACUAUAAGGCUUGUGCAUGUGACACAAAGGUUAUUCUGUAAACAGAUUUUUUUUUCCUUCAUAUGUGGUGGCAUAUCCAAAAUAAAUUAGGCUAAAACAAACCCCUUAUUGGUAAUUACUCUUUACAUGAUUAUUUUCCAUAAAUAAAAUUGGGAAAUAUUGAAAAUUCAGUUAUGGUAAUUGUUAGUAUUUAAAUUGUUAUGGGCAAAAUCAAAGGCUUGUAUGUAAUUCUGUGACAAAAUAACAGUUUCUUUAAAGUAGAUAUAUUUUAGCAAACAAGAUCCUUUUUAAGUAAUAUUACUUAGAAAAUAAGCAUGUAAGUCUUAUUUUUAUGGUACACAAAUUACCUAUUACAUUAUUUACAGUUUUAAGGGCUUUUUGAAGUAAAAAGGCAAGUUUUAAUACUUCUCCUUGCAUUUUGAAUAUGCAUCUUGAAUAUAUAUCAAAACCUUAAUUUUAAAAUAGUUCUCCAUGUACUGUAUUAUAGAACUUAAUAUAAAUAAUCCUCAAACAUUAUUUUAAUAUGAGGCAAAACUUUUUAUUUUUAAAACUAAGCUUAUUGAAAUUGAUACUGUUUUUGGAUGUAAGAACUGAAUGUUGUGUCAUGUAAGACUAAAUGCUAAAUUUUAAAGAUGUAGCCCUCCGCCUCUCCCACUCCCGCCCACCCCACCCCCCAGCUGAAUAGAUCUGAUCCCAUCUUAUGAAAAAAGUCUGUGUCCAUCAGUGCUUAAGGUGAAUUGUGGCCAACUUAGGGAAAUGCUUAACGUGUAUCAGCCAUUUCAUUUGAAGUAAGAUACAGGUCCUUCAAGUUAUAUUUUUAUUUAGACUUUGUCAGUUAUCAGCAAGCUUCUAGUUACUGAAGUCAUGAUAAUGGAACUUGCAUACAUUUUCAGUCAUCUCCAAGAUUGGAUAUGCCCAUCAAGGGCAUUCUGAACCAGUUUAUACCCAAAGUUAAUUAACAAGUCUUCUUAACGGUUUUAGCAUAGUUAAGUAAACUUCUGAAAGGUCCAUUGUUAAUUUUAAAUACUUUGAAUUAACAUUACAUUCCGGUAAUGGGUACACCUAACUAUAUCAUGGUUUGAGUUUCAUUACAUUCAGACAUUAACUAUGAAUUCCUAACUUGCAAACUAUUGUUGACAUUUUUUCUUAAUCACUGAUGUGUACCAUACCAAAAUCCCCAUGUUUUGUUUGUGCAUUAAUCAGAAUUGAGUUGUAAUAUUGUUAUGUGCCUUCAUCCAAGCAAAAUUUUACUUAAGCAUUUCCAGUGCAAAAAAUUCUGUUAUCCUGGAAUAUUGUACCUUUGCUAUACCAAACAGUAUUUAUUGUGAACAUAGACGUGAAUAAAUGGGAAGGGACUUGGAUUAAAUAUAUCUGAGUGAAAAACUUUUUUGAGCAAAUAAAAAAUAUCUGCACAUUUAAUCACCAUCAUAAUGAGGUCUAUUGACCUUUUUUAGAAGUUUUAAAAUAUGAGUCCUUUUGAACUUUUAUGUAAACCUUAAAUGGACUGAAUGGAAUAAGAGUAACUUGGAAGCUAAAGUGAAUGUCAGUAGUAAGUCUGUAUACAAAUAAAACAAUAAUGUAAUCUAUUAUUAAAGUGAUGAUGAAUGGCUAAAAGGGCGAGUUCUUAAUUUAACUGGAAACUUAAAUGAUGUUGGCAAGCUGUUAAUGUCUGUCCCAUCUUAAUUUUUUUGUGUGUUUGAAUUGUUGGUAAUGUUAAUUACAUUCUCUCAUUUAAAAAAUGUAUUAGUUUUUCUAAAAGCAUUUAAUAUCUAAGUUCAAAUAUAUAAUAUUUUAAUGGGAAUAUCGGUAUUGUAAAUUUCAGCAUGUAAAUAUAUUGUGCUUCAUAUUCUGUAAUUUCUGCCUCUAUUCUCAGACCACUCUGAGCAAAACAAAAGUAGUUCAGUGUUUUAAGAUUAUAUGCUUUUUACAGAAAUAAUUUUGUUUUCAUAGUUUUCUUUUGUGUUCCUCUUACUAUUUGCUGGGAACAACCCUACUCAGCAGAUUUCUGUUAACAGUUCCACUUUUCUUUGUAUACUGAAGAGUAAUGAAAUGAAAUUAUUUUUUUAAAUACUCUUUAUUCAUGCUUUUUCUCUCUCUGACACAUGAUGUUUUACACAUUCUCAAAUCAUUAUCCAUUCCUUUGAUAGAUUUUAAGCAUCAUGUAUGGGGUAUAGGUUAAGUAACUAUACUUUCCUUUGCUGUAUGAUUACUUUUCUCCUAUCACAAAUACCAUGAUCUUAUAUUUUGUUGUCAUUGCACAGAAUUUAGGGUGUUUUGCAUCCCUUAUUCAGUUUAUAGCUUUGCAUUAAUUUUGGGGGGAAAAAAAAGCCAAAAGAAUCAAAAGUUCUUGCAUAAGUGUUAAGAUGGUUUUAUCUCCUCAAGAGUUAGUGUUACUUUGAGUCUUAUGUGAAAAUUAAAUUCUUCUAAUUAUCUGAUGAAUGAUACUGGUGGUAAUGAGAUUUAAAAAUUAUUUCUGCAACUCUUAAGUCAUCUGAGAUCUGACUAAUACUGUCCAGCCCUGUGUUUAUGGUUUCCCCAUAUAUCCUAACUGCUUCAUCUGGAUAUGCCAGCUCUCACUUUUUUCGCUCUAAUUUUCCUUGCUUUUAGUGUUAUUUGCAAAACCUGCCUGACUACACAGUUGUGUUAAUUAAAGUGAGAAGAGGGUAAGAAGUGAUCCUAGAAUGGAUGUAUAGUGUGUGUUUUGCUCACUGUGGUUUAAGAAUACGGUUUUGUUUACAAAUGAUUAAUGUUCCCUGUUUAAAAAAAAAAAAAUCAGUGCCAAUGUGAGUCACCUUGAUCUCUCACCUUCAUCUCAGUGUGAAAUUUAUUACCAUUGUUUUAGCUUGUAAAUUAGAUUGUUUGAAUAAAUAAUGAUUUGAAUGAAUAGUUAGCAUUGUUUAAAGGAAAUCUAAUAACCAAAAAAGGAGUAAGGGUGUCACAUAUGCUGUCCAAAUUUACUAAUUUGCCUUGGUGGUAGCAUGUUUUAACUCUCACAGUGAAAUCUAAAUCACACAGCAGCUUAUUUUGAAAUGUCCAUUUUGUCAAAUUUUUGGGGCAAAGCUGGGUAUUCUUUAACUGUGAAGUUUAUUUCUACUAUUUAGUGAACUGCCUAGAGCAACAAUCCUGUAUAUGUUUUAUAGUGUAAUGAAAUGCGUUAGUUAAAAUGAGGUAAGUACUAUCUGCAGAGGUGCAAAGAUGAAAGUACGAAAUGUUUUGGUAGUAAGGGAGUUUUUUGUAAACAUCUACAACAAACAGGAUUUUGUGUAGUAUGUUCUAGUCAAUGCAAGAAGGGAUUUUGAUUUUGAAGAGUUCACUUGUAUUUAGAUACUUCUAGUUCUUUUGCCCACUUCAUCUCCUUUCCUCUCAUUAAGAAAAAAGUGAAUUUUAUUAUACUGCGUUAAUAAAAGUAUAUCUCUAAAAUUAUAUUAGAAUCCUUUAAUUCAGUGUAUUAAUGUGAAAACCUGUAAAAGAUCCAUAUCUAAUAUAUAUUUGAAUCUUUUACUUGAAAGGUGAAUUAACUGAUACCAAUAAAUUUGCUUGGAUAAGUUUUCUAACAGAAACACUCGUAAUUUGAGUUGUUAGUAUUGACUGGAUCUUGCAUUAUCUCAAAAUGCAGGUGCUUCUCUGUAUUGAAAUUUUAACUUAGUGCUCGCUUUAUAUACUUCAUUAAAGAGCCAUAGAUUGUCUGUCUUAGUUUUUUUAACAACUGCUUACAUAGAUCUUCCUUCUAUAACUGAUAGCUAAAGCAAGAAAUUGUGUGGCUUUGACAUUAUAGAUUUGACCACAUGGUAUUCUGAAAACAUGACCGUUGAAUGUAUUUGUCACUUUAAGCUUCUUUUUGAUAUCUUUGUUCAUGUAGAUUUCUACUUAGAAACUUGAGACUAUAAUAUGGAAUUGGGUUAUUGGAAAUGGGUUGUAUUGCCUUCAAAUUUGCUUUUUCUUUUUUUUUUUUUUAAGAUUGUAAAAUUUUGUAUUUCCAAAUGGAUAAAUGUAAAGUGUUUAGAAAUAGAAAUAAAAACUGUCAGAUUAUCCCCCAGAUUUUGUCUGUAUGGUGAAAAUUAGAGACUUAUUAAUAGUAAAGAUCUAUCUAUAAGGCAAAAGAUAAGUGCAUUCAUCCUAAAGAUAUGUGUUGUAAUUUCACAAGCAGGAUUCUUUACCUAAAAUGUAGUAAAAAUUCUCCAUUGGAGUGAUACAAAAUUGCAGUGUAUGCUAUGUUUUUUGGAAGGGUUGGGUAUUUUUGUUUUGCUCACUGUGACUUAACUUUUCCCUCUUAUUUAAAUCCCUUCCAGCAUGACAAAAUAAUUAGGGAGAUAACAUCCUUUUGCAAUAAGAUUUAUGAAUUUCCCAUUAAUCUAUUUUUUCAGAUUAGAACAUAUGCCUUGUCUCUCUUUAAUACUUCAAUGCCAGUUUUUUUAAGUAUAUUGCAAAGUAGUAAAGAUAAAAUGUGUGAAAACUACCUUUCUAGAUUUUUUUCCAUGAAAUAAUUCCACCAAAAGCUUUAUCAGCAUAAGAUAGAAUACAAUGAAAGGUAACAUUAGAAAUGGCUUAAGUAUCUAUUUGAAAAAUAUGGGCAAAUUAAAAACUAUUUAAAAGUCCAGGAUUAUAACAUCUGCUUUUUCCUUUUGUAGUUGUAAAAUUUAAUUUUUUCUGCUAGGCAUUGUGAAUGCAUAUGUGUACUGUUGCUCUUAAGAUGCUUAUACCCUAAUUGAGGAGGAAAGGACAUAGAAGAAAAUUUAUAGUUGUGACAAUAUUAAUUACUCUUAAUUGUAGAGCAAAAAGUAUUUUUCAGUUACUUUUAUGGAAGACUAUCACUAAACAUUGUGCCCUUUUGCCUCUUACAUCAUAUUAUUGAAACACUCUCUGGGAAUUUAUAUUUUAAAUAUCUGGUGUUUCAAGUGAUCACCUAUAUCCACGUUAAUUGAAUGUUUCUUUUGUGAACCUCUACCUGAAGUUUGCAUAUUUAUGUAUUCCUGAAAUUUUAGGUUAUCUCAUUUAUUGGGGUUUUUUUUCUUUAUGUGAGUUUUCAAUGAAAUUUAUCAUUGUAGGUUCCCAUUUAGCUUAUUUUGGCUUAGUUUAUAUACUUACAUUAGAUAUUUCAGUGUAGGUGGAAUAGAGGGACGGUAAUGUUAUAAAUUUGUAUAUGUCUAAAGAUUUGUACGUGGAUGUCAUUAUAUUUAUUUAAAUGUGCAUACUGAGCUUAUAUUUAUAAAUUUUGUAACAUGGAGGACCGUUUGAUUUAUAACAUUUGCAGAAGUUCCUGUAUGUCAAAUAAAUACAACUAAUUUGUAAAAUAAUUUAUUGCAUUUAUAUUCAGUUCUCAUUUAAUUGUUUAUGAGUUAUAUAGAAUUUAUGUGGAUGAAUGAAAAUAUUUACAUUAAAAUCAUCCAAGCGUUUUUCCAUUUAUUUUUGUAGUACGCAUACUUUAGAAAAUGACUUAUAAAUGUUUCCAUCUUCACAGAAACAGUAGCUGCUACAUUUUCAUUUGUUUCAGUCAUUAAAUUUAUAAGGCAAUACUAUUUAAGAAGAAUGAAAUCAGAAUGUCUCAGUUUUAAUCAUCACAUAAAUUUGGGAGCGUUUCUCCAUCGCAAAGGCAGCUACUGUUUCAGUUAAUUCUUAUUUUGUGUUAGAAUACAUAACAGUGUAGAUGCACGACUUGUGUAUGUAUAGUUAAGCCAGCAUUUUUCUGUGUAUUAUGGGGAAUAGCAAAAUCUACAUCAUAAAUUUUGACACA